Messenger RNA from Pyrenophora tritici-repentis Pt-1C-BFP, 1224 nucleotides. RefSeq lists its product as uncharacterized. NCBI's taxonomy places the organism in Eukaryota, Fungi, Ascomycota, Dothideomycetes, Pleosporales, Pleosporaceae. The record is from RefSeq and is a predicted model, not a curated record. Gene Ontology annotation, biological process: inositol metabolic process; signal transduction; phosphatidylinositol phosphate biosynthetic process. Gene Ontology annotation, molecular function: inositol monophosphate 1-phosphatase activity.
GCUCGACCACAUAUAAAUCCAGGAUCCCAGUUCUCUUAUGGAGUUCCCAUUAGCAAUCUACCCAAUUCUCAACUACGACUGAGAACCUUGACCACUUAUAUCAGCACAAGAAAAUUCAGGAGCUUCUCAACAAAGACCUCAUUUACGAUGCCUCACACAAAGAACAUGGCUCAGCCAUUGCUUUGUUCAUUUACGGCACCGGACACUCCAACACACAAGACACUCUCUACUACUUCUGUCGAGAGCAGCCCUGAGAAGGACAAGGACACGCCUGACACGACACCUCCCGCCACUCCCCAUUUCGACCUUACGCUCGCCAAGCACAAUUUAGCUAGAGACGACCUCAAGAAGGUCCAUCUUCUUCUCCGGGAGAUUGCCAUGAACGGGGGAAAGAUCAUGCUGGAGGCCGAGCACUCAGUCCUGACACUCGCGCAGUUUAAGAACAACACCUCCGACUUGGUCACCGAAUUUGACAAGCAAAUCGAGGACAUGGUCGAGUCCCGUCUCCAAACCGCCUAUCCUUCCUUUGGCUUCUUAGGCGAGGAAACCUUCAAGAAGGGUACAAAGCUUCAAGAUACUCCCACUUUCGUCUGUGAUCCAAUCGAUGGAACACUCAACUUUUCGCGCGGCGUUCCCAACUGUGCCAUAUCCUUGGCGUUGACUAUUGAUAAAAAGCCUGUUGUGGGCGUCGUCUACAAUCCUUUCCGUGGAGACAUGUACCAUGCGGUCAAGGAUGAGGGUGCGUAUUUGACCAAGACUAUGACUGGUCUGCAGGUCAAGCUGCCAGUUCAACACAUCCCGCCACCCAUGCCAUCUCUCAGCACCUGCCUUAUUGCUGUGGAAUGGGGUAACCAGCGCUCUGGUCCUAACUGGGCUUUGCGUACUUCGGUGCACAACGCUCUCUUGACCAACCAGUCUGACGGCGGCGCAAUGUGCAAGUCGAUCCGCUCCAACGGCUCCGCAGCGUUGGACUUUUGUUACGUCGCACAUGGCAUGCUUGAUGUCUUCUGGGAGGGCGGCGUGUACAUCUGGGAUGUCUGUGCUGGGUGGAUCAUUCUUGAAGAGGCUGGUGGUAUCGUUGCGAGCGCCAACCCCGGGAAUUGGGAUCCGACGCUUGAGGGUAGAUUGUACUUUGCAGUUCGCCAUGCGAAGCGAGAGGAGCAAAAGGCCGUAGUUGAAGAGCUCUGGGGAAUCAUGGGCGAUCGCAAGUUUGUGUAUCCUUGA